This is a messenger RNA of Pyrus x bretschneideri (Chinese white pear), 1283 nucleotides long. Its product is annotated as probable leucine-rich repeat receptor-like protein kinase At1g35710. The coding region runs from base 183 to 1172 and encodes 329 amino acids. Lineage: Eukaryota; Viridiplantae; Streptophyta; Magnoliopsida; Rosales; Rosaceae. Gene Ontology annotation, molecular function: protein binding. The record is from RefSeq and is a predicted model, not a curated record. The transcript is spliced from 12 exons.
GAAAAAAAUAAUAAGAAAAAAGGGUCACCGACGGGAGGACGAAGGCAGAGUUCCAAUCUCUGGAGAGGAGAGAUCGAAGAAGCUCAAGUGAAAUCACUAAUCUCUCAGUGUGUGUGAGUGAAGAAGUCUGAGAUCAGAGAUCUGCUGCGAGAUAUCUCCAAAAUCCCCUUUUGGAGACGACAAUGGCGGUUCGUCUUCCAAUUGCCGCGUUUUCUCUGGUCCUCCUCCUCGUCUUCCCUCCGCUGCUUCUCGACGCCAAAACCCUCAAACGCGACAUGAAAGCACUGAACGAGAUCAAGGCUUCGCUGGGGUGGAGAGUGGUGUACGCCUGGGUAGGCGACGAUCCGUGCGGAGACGGCGACCUUCCGCCGUGGUCCGGUGUCACUUGCUCCACUCAAGGCGAUUACCGAGUCGUCACCGAGUUGGAGGUGUAUGCAGUGUCAAUUGUUGGGCCUUUCCCUACUGCUGUCACCAAUCUCUUGGAUCUCACUAGGCUGGAUCUCCAUAACAACAAGUUGACCGGCCCUAUUCCUCCGCAAAUCGGGCGUUUGAAGCGUCUCAAAAUGCUUAACUUGAGAUGGAAUAAGCUACAAGAUGUCAUUCCUCCUGAAAUUGGUGGAUUGAAGAGUUUAACCCAUUUGCAUCUAAGCUUUAAUAGUUUUAAAGGAGAAAUCCCGAAGGAGCUUGCUAAUCUUCCUGAGCUUCGCUAUCUGUAUCUGCAAGAAAAUCGCCUUAUUGGGCGGAUUCCUCCAGAACUAGGAACUCUGCAAAAUCUUCGGCAUUUGGACGUUGGUAACAAUCAUUUGGUGGGUACUAUUAGGGAACUCAUACGUAUUGAGGGCUGCUUUCCCGCUUUGCGUAACCUUUACCUAAACAACAACUAUCUUACCGGAGGAAUUCCAGCACAGCUCGCAAGCUUGUCCAAACUGGAAAUACUGUACCUAUCUUACAACAAGAUGUCUGGGAUAGUUCCAUUAGGACUUUCCCAUAUUCCGAGACUGACGUACUUGUACUUGGAUCACAAUCAAUUUUCAGGAAGAAUUCCUGAUGCCUUCUACAAACACCCGUUCUUGAAAGACAUGUAUAUUGAAGGGAAUGCAUUCCGACCAGGUGUAAAACCGAUAGGCAUACACAAAGUUCUUGAGCUCACAGACGCAGAAUUUCUCGUCUAGUCAAGACAUCAAGCUAUUAUUUACUUGUUAACAGGUUGUGUUUUUUACCGUCCAAACAAGGGUUCUUAUAGUCUCGGAAUGGAAAUAUAUAUCGAUGAAGUUUUGCUGUCA